GAAAGCUAAAGUGGGGUGCGCAAGAGUGCCAUUCAGUGUGUGGAUAGCUCACUGCGCGCGCGCUAUCGCCUGAUAUCAACAUGCGAUAUCUGCUGCUAUGUGCCCUUGUGGUGGCCGCGGUGGCCAGGGAAGACGACUGGCAGCCCAUCGUGCCUGAGUCCUCCAUCACGUAUUCCACAUAUGUCAAGUCUCCAGACAGGUCGCUGGGAGCUGCAUCAUCGCUGAAAAUCAUCAACCGCCGCCCGAGCCCGAACAAAAUCGGAGGACUCCUGAGCCAGCCACCUUCGGACACCUGUAGCAUCCACAAGGCUUCCAUGAGCCAGGACCUGGUCUACCAAUACUUGGAGUUCGAGAUGGACCUGCCGGACCUGAAGGAGUUCACCCUAUGCAUGUGGUCCAAGUUCCAUAAUCACUCCGAUGAUCAUCCCCUGUUUUCAUAUUCUGUUGAAGACAGUCCCAAGGAGAUCUUGGCGUGGAUAUCCAAUACCAACGAGGCGAGUUACUUCAGCAUGGCCGUGCACGGCCAGACGUUCUUCAGGCUAAACUACCCCUUGAAGCUGAACACGUGGUACCAUUCCUGCCAGUCCUGGAACGGCAAGACGGGUGAGUGGCAGAUCUGGGUGAACGCUGAGAGGGUGGGCCGAGGCUUCCAUAACCGGCUUGUCGGUCAUAUCAUCAAAGGGGGAGGCGUGGCGGUCACAGGACAAGACCAAUCGUUCUUGUACACCAAAGAUGGACAGACACCAGUGAUCAAAAAACCCGGUCUGAUAGGAGAAAUAACAAUGCUGCAGAUGUACCACGUGGCACUGACCGCCGGCAAGGCCCACAAAGACCACAAACAUCACCACGCACACCACUUCAAACACGACGGCACCCCAAUAGAAAGCGCCACGGAACCCGCCACGGAGCCCCCACCACCGCAAGCCACUCCCAUCGGCAACGGAAACUUCCUCAUCGGAGGACAGAUCCAACGAAACCCUACUCUCAAUUUAGCUGGAGUCCAACAGCAAAUGAUGGUUCCAGUGCAACUUCCCAAUGGAAUCCAGAUCCAACAACCUUACAUCAACGGUCAAUUACCAAUAGGCAACAGAAUCGUAUCAGAACAGCUUAUUAACAGCAUACAACCAGCUGAACUCAGUACCGUUGGAAGACCUUUAGUGUCUGUAGGAAGACCAAGGCCAGUGACUAGUUACAGCCAAUCUCUUGGGCCGUCGAAAGGGACAACGGUGCUUCUGUCGGGGUCAUUACUCAACCCAGCUAAUGUACAAUAUAUUGAUGAUACGGCACCUCAUGGUCUGUACAAGAGAGAUUCAAACAAACGUGAUAAGAGGGACAAUCCAGAAAAAGAGCUGGCUGAGGAAGCGAAAUCAGGAAAGAAAGACAAGCGCGGUCUAAUAGCGUUGUCGGACGGCUCGAUAGUGGACGAGGCGUUACUCAGCGCUGACCUGGAGCCCGAUACUGAUGACGAGCUGUUCCAGCAGUCAUUGCUGAACGGCCUCGCUGGAGUCGUCGGCAACUUGCCGGUGCAGAAUGUUCAGAAACAGACGGUAGAUGAAAGAGAACCAGCCGAAGCAGAAGUGAAGGCAGUGAUGCAAGUAUGCAGCGGUUGUGCCCUAGAACCCUUCAAGAAGGCCCUAGUGCUGUCCUGGAGGUCAACCCCGAAGAAGUUGUACAAUGGAGCACACUACUACAAGGGACUGCCGAUAUGUAAAGCGUUUAAAUAAUAUUAGACGAGAACUCCACUGACUAAUCUUAAAAGGUUGCCAUAGAAAGAGAUUAUUUCUGUUUUGUAUCACAAAGCAUUCGUAUUUACAAUACCGUUUGUCGUAUUCUAUUUGAAUUGCAGAGUUUCAAAGUUUCGUACUGUUUGAGUUCCGGAAUGUUAUAUGUCGCAAAUGAAAAACGUUGCAAAAAAAAAUGAGAUCAAAUUGUCAGUGGAAUUUGCUGUGUACAAAAGUGAAAUGUGAAGUUUGUGUGUGUAUAUUCUGAUAAAAAUCGUUUGUCGCAUUGUAGGACAGUGACUACCUAAUGUCUAUAAUAUAUUUGUUCAAAUGAUCCUAGGUAGCAGCGUCCCGAACAAAAUGACAAAAGACCCGUCAGACUUCGCAAUCAUCGAUCAUUGAAUGUGGUACAUUGUUCAAUACGAACCGGCAAAACUAGGGCUUCGUGAGUCCAUAGCUUUGUUCACGUCAUUCAUUCAUUUAUAUCAGAUAUAUCAUCUUGAGUAAUGCAACUGGACUUUUGAGAAUUUGUGAGUCGCAGAAAAAAUAUCGAAUUUACGGCGAACUCAAAAUAUAAUAUCACCUAUAAAAUGCCAUAGAAAGAGAUUAUUAUAUUAUAUUUCCAUCGAUGUGGCUUUAUCGAUACCAUCAGGCUCAUAAUGGAUUAUUAACAAAUGUAAAUUUAAGCACUGAAUAUUGAAACGUUCGUAAACCGCAUCAAUUAACUGUGCAAACCCAUUUAAUAGAAAAUCCAUUUUGUCCUCUUUAUAAACUAUUUUUAUGCAAUUCGUAUCAUAUGUUAAGCAAUGAUUUAUGUCUUAUAUCGUAGGAUUUUGAUAAUAAUAAGCAAAUCAGUGUGGCCAAAAAUUACUUCACUAGAGGCUGCUAGUUUAAAUUCUUUUUUUUUAAUUAGUCAAUGUGACGAUUUGUGCUUGCCAUCGCGAGUAGUAAUUUAUUUUAGUCUUAAUAUUGGUAACUUCUAUUUUAUACUCCUUGAAGUUUCUCUGAGCAAAAACACGUAAUGGCGCAUCUUGUUGUUGCCUUGUAAUUUUUUAAUGCUGUAGAAUGACUGUCGCUCUUGUAUUAUCUCGGUUGAAAUUUGUUGAGUAAUAUAAUUCAUAAAUAAAAUUAUUCUUUAUGAAGUCGAUUGAGUACGAAUACUACUUAUAAUAAUAAGUCGAAGAAGGACAACUUAGCAAGGAAGCUUAGGAACAAGGUAGCUGCGGGCGUUUACCGCAUGAAAUAUAGUUUCACAGAGUUCGCGCGCAUGUACCCGAUACAAAUUCAUACAAUAAACGUGAAACGCCACGCAUUACCAAUCCGGAGUCUACCACAUUUUUGUAAAACAAAUUGAUAAAAAACACUAUUAUUUCCAUUCCCAUUUCGAUGGAAUAUACGUAAUGAAGUAAUCGUACAUUAUUUUAUAGUUUAUUAUUAAGGUUUCCAUAUAAAAUUGUUACCAUUUUUUAAAUAAACUCUUUAUAAUUA
Plodia interpunctella (Indianmeal moth) is the source of this 3209-nucleotide messenger RNA. RefSeq lists its product as uncharacterized. Bases 81 to 1724 code for a protein of 547 amino acids. The transcript is spliced from 9 exons. The record is from RefSeq and is a predicted model, not a curated record. Lineage: Eukaryota; Metazoa; Arthropoda; Insecta; Lepidoptera; Pyralidae.